Molecule: messenger RNA, 1852 nt
Organism: Magallana angulata
Lineage: Eukaryota; Metazoa; Mollusca; Bivalvia; Ostreida; Ostreidae
Product: caspase-7-like
Exons: 9
Coding region: 102-1388 (428 amino acids)
Biological process (GO): proteolysis; regulation of apoptotic process
Molecular function (GO): cysteine-type endopeptidase activity
Source: RefSeq, a predicted model, not a curated record
CGAAACUUCCGGACACCUCACCCUGAUCUAAAUAUAGACCAAGGAAUUCCACUUUCGAUAUGAGAUAGAUUUAGAAUCGCUCCACGUAACUCUUGGAUAUAAUGGAGGAUGCGGACAGAAGGGUCUUACAAGUAAAUCGGACGUUCCUCGUGAAAAACAUAGCCAACCCUGAUGAUGUUGCCAACGAGUUGUUUUCAAAUGAAAUUUUCACAGAAGGAAUGAAAGAUGAAGUAGAAGUUGAAAAACUUAAAGAAAAGAAAGUGAGAAAACUUUUAGACAUAUUACCAAGACGUGGUCCCGAAGCAUUCCAGAUAUUUAUAAAAGUACUACAGGACACAAAUAAUGAUCAUGUUGCACUUAAACUGAAAUCCGGAAUCUCACCACAGAACAAUUCCCAUCAUCGGCAGGAAGACGGAGAAGAUGAUCUCCCACAAACAUGGCCAGAUCCAUUGAGUUUAGAGGGACGAUUGACUGUCAAACCUCUUACAUGCUCUGCUUCAAGGUUCCAAAAAACUGGGUGUUACAAAAUGGGUAGGAGACCUAGAGGCAGGGUCCUCAUCAUCAAUAAUAAGAUUUUUUUCGGACCUUUGGAAGAAGAUGAAAAUGGUAAAAAAAGGGUUACCUUAGCAACACGCGAGGGAACAGAACAAGAUGAGAGAAAAAUUCAGGAGGUCUUCGAACAAAUGUUCUUUGUUGUUGAUGUACAUAUGGACAAAAAGGGUGAAGAAAUCAAGGCGUUACUAAAAGAGGAGGUUAAAAAAGAUUUCCAUCACAAGGCAGAUUGUUUUGUUUUGGUGAUAAUGACUCAUGGAACAUCAGGAGCCAUAUAUGGUGUGGACGGCAAAACAGUCUCCAUAGAAGAAAUCAAAAUGAUGUUGAAUGGAGAGAACUUCACUGCAAUGGCCGACAAACCUAAAGUCCUUCUUAUUCAAGCCUGUAGAGGAGAAACAAAAGAUGAAGGUGUGAAAGAGACAACGGCAGAUAUUGAAAAGGAAAUAAAAUCCACAGGAGAAAUACUGAAGGACUUGUCCUUAAACACUGUCUCAGAUUCCAAAAGUGAGAGUGUCACUGCUACAAUGAGUCACAUGGUUGUUGCCAUGGCAUCAACUUUAGGCAUGGUUUCCUAUCGGAACAAAAUAUACGGGUCCUGGUUUCUGACAGCUGUAGCUUAUGUUUUUGCUAAAUAUGCUCAUACAAAUGACAUUCAUCAAAUGCUUACAAAGGUUAAUCAGCUGGUAUCACGAGGAAGGGCAAAAGACAGCAAACAGAACAAAGAAUUUGUGGCGAUUUCUGAGAGCAGCUACACCUUGUCUAAGGACUUGUAUUUCUGCCCAGGUUAUUUUAUCGAGGAAGUUCCACAAAGUAGAAUCCAACAAGCUUCUUUCUGACUCUGAUUUCUUACCCAAGACUUUCUUUGGAUAUCUUUUCUAUUUUUGAAAAGAUGUUAUCCAACAUGUGUGAGGUUUAGAGAGUGAAUUAGAACAAGUGUACUCAUAUGAUUCAUUUGACUUUCUGAAGAUUGAAAGAAUAUAUGUAACAGUGAUAUACAUUUAGAAUAACUUUCAUGAAAUUCUGAACUGUUUUAUAUUAACAGUUUUAAAUUUUCAAAACAAAAAGGCAACAGAUAAUCCAAGAUUUAGCUCACCUGUCGGAGUCAUUAAUUUUACAAGAGAUAUCGAAGCAAGCUAGAAGAUGAAACAUUGCUACUUUUUUUUCAAACUGCAGUUUAACAUAUAACACAAAACAGCUUCUUGUGAAGAACAGCUAGAGAGUAUAUAGAAUUAAUAAAACUGAAAUGGAAACAAUCCAUUAUAUGAUAUGAAUAAAUACAGAAUAAUAUUUAUGAAUCGAA